Messenger RNA from Chiloscyllium plagiosum (whitespotted bambooshark), 1412 nucleotides. RefSeq lists its product as uncharacterized. The record is from RefSeq and is a predicted model, not a curated record. Lineage: Eukaryota; Metazoa; Chordata; Chondrichthyes; Orectolobiformes; Hemiscylliidae.
AGUUUGGAAGCAAAACAAAGUGUCUGGGAUAAAAAUAAUUAUUUAGAGAAGCAAAUUAUCACAUGGCAGAAGAAUUAGCUGAAGCAGGUAUAUUGGGAAGCCACCAUCUAAUAGUACAACUAUGAGCAAGUUGGUAAAGGACUCCACAAUGCUGACAGUGGAUGCACAUAUGAAAAACAAAAAAGAAAAUGUGCUUUUACACACUAGGCUCGACCACCUAUACCGCGGCCACCGUAUUGUCCUUUCAACAUUACAGCAACAAAGUACAAAUGUAACAGAGGAACUUGAGACUCUGUUGAACCAAAAAGCAAUACUCCAGAAAUGUAAAUUAGAUGAUUUAAUUAUGCAACUAAAGACUUUCAAAAAGGGAGACACAACUGAGAUUACUUCAAAUGGGGAUGCAACAAGGGGAGUGAAUUGUUUACUUUUUGGAAGGGCUAAAACAACUCCUUCAACAAUGCUGAGUAAUUUACAAUCUGGACAGCGACGUGAGAGUUUGCUGGAUACCUGGGCUGGUUUAGAUGGGAGAACCAGUCCAAAUUUUUCCUUUCAAGAUGAAUUAGGUGGAAGGUUUUCCACAAGUCAGUACAUGAAGAAAAUGCCUCACAUGUCUGCUUCAAUUCAUACUGUUUCUUCAAGGCCUCCUGGUUUAAGGAGAUCCAAGUCAAUUGUAUCUUUGGGAGGAAAUACUGGAGAUGGUGGCAAUGGCCAAUGUUUGACACACAAAGAACUGCGUCGUAUGGCCAGCAUGGAAAACAUUUGUCAAAAGGAACUGGAGAGACAGAAGCUUGACCGUUUGCAGGAACGAGAGCAAUUCAAGAAGUUCCUGGAUGAGAAGAUGCAAGAGAAAGUGAAUGACUUUAUAAAGACAUUGGAUAAAAACUUGAAAUAACUUACCUAUAAAUAUGUUAUAUUUGUAGACCAUGUUUGGGAUACACAAAUCAACAAAUCUCAUCUGGGAACCCAAUCUGAUGAAUUUUCUGUUUUAGAUGCUCUCAGCUGUGUUGUAUUUUCCAAAGUUUACUGUCAUUUUGUUUUGUUGCCUCAAUUUUAUGCAGAGAAGUUCCCCACCUCUAUUUACUAAAUUUUAGAUAAGAAUAGAUGAAAAUGCUGGGCCAAUUAUAACAUACCUCGCACUAUUGAUACUGCAUAGUUGAAAUGUGAUUUGAAAACUGGUGACUGUUACAUACAGGAAUUGCAGCUGUUUUGAAUCAUUAUCUGGUAUGCCUGUCAGAGGAACACAAUAGAAGACCUCAAUCUCAUGUUAACUGAGGUUCUUGGCACACCUUUUGUUUUUCAUCACUUAAUCAUAAAUUUCUAUGUAUGGAAUAGUUAAACAACCCCAGAGUAAUCAACUUGCUUUGCCAGCUAGAAUGGAAUUUUGUACAGAUCACAGUUUCCCAAAUUAUUUU